GGAGGCUCCUCUCAUGUCUCCGCCCACACGCUCGGUGGAUAUCGAGGACGCGAUGCGGCGCGCUGUGGCGUUGGUCCUCCUGACGUUGACGUUUUGCUCCUCAUCAGCAGGUGGCGCCAUCUUCAGCGGCCAGGCCGGGGGGCGCGAGCAGCCGAGAAGACGGCCGCGGCGGCAGACGAAUUUCUCGUCGUUGUCGAGCUCAGGAAUCUGCCAGAAUGGAGGAAGGUCUGUCCCCAGCCUGACGACGGGCCGACACAUGUUCUGCUUGUGUCCCAACGGUUUUGAGGGGACCUUCUGCCAAACGGGUGUGAAAGCCACAACUGCUCCACAAGUACACUCACUUGUCCACCAAGUGAGCGGUGCCGACUGCUACGAAGGCGUCGGGAUUUACUACCGAGGGUUCCGCUCCCAGUCGGAAAGCGGUCGCCGGUGUGAGCCCUGGGACGCCGACAUCAGGCUUCGCUAUCUGAGCUUGGACGUGUAUGGCGGCAGGCACAACUACUGCAGGAACGUGCGCUUCAAGCGUCGGCCGUGGUGCCACGUGUGGAAGGAGCAGCACCUGGUUUGGGAAUAUUGCGACAUCCCUCGAUGUGCCUCAUCCCAAUCGCUCGUGUUGGCAAUGACCACCGCAGCCCCACAGACCACACCCCCGUUGCCACCGACCACUCAGCCACCACGGACCACCCCGCCGGCAGUGACCAACACGUGUGGGCGUCGUUCGCGCCGAAAGCAGAUGCGGAUCGUGGGCGGUUCGGUGGCCCCUGUGGAGUCGCACCCGUGGGUGGCGGCCAUUUUGUGGCGUGGCAGGUCAAAAGACGUGGUCUUCCGCUGCGGGGGGAGUUUGAUCUCCAGCUGCUGGGUCAUGACCGCCGCUCAUUGCUUCCCUGAUGGAUCCCGUGUCAACGAGCGGCGCUUCCUGGUGUCGCUGGGGAAGAGCGCCCUCAACCAGAGCGAUGCCCUCGAGCAGAAGUUCCGCGUGGACAAAAUCAUCCUGCACCCGGACUUCAACAACGAACUGGGAAACUACGACAACGACAUCGCGCUGCUGAAGCUCAAGUCCAAAAAGGACGGCCGCUGCGCCCGGGACAGCGUGGGCGUGCGGCGGGUGUGCCUGCCCGGGGAGGGCCACCAGGUCCCCGUGGGUUUCCCGUGUGAGAUCGCGGGCUACGGCAAGGAGAAGCACGGCUUGUGGUACCACUCGCAGUUCCUGCGGCAGGCGCGGGUCAACCUGCUGGCCGCCGACGUGUGCGGCGCCGACGAUUACUACGGCGACAAGAUCACCAGCAACAUGCUGUGCGCGGGCCGGGACGACUGGACGCAGGACGCCUGCGAGGGCGACUCGGGAGGUCCUCUGGUGUGCCAAGUGGACGGGCGUUUCGUGGCAGUGGGCGUGGUCAGCUGGGGCGAAGGCUGCGCCCGCGAGCGGCGGCCUGGAGUCUACACCAAAGUCCACAACUACAGACAAUGGAUCAGGCAGCACACUGGAGUUUGACCACCGGGGGGGGGGGGGGGGGGGGGGGGGCGAGACACGCGGAUGCUUUUCAUUUUGGUUUUUUUUUUCAAUAUUUGUAAAAGAUUUGUGUUUCUGGUGACAAAGUAAAAUGUGUUAGUCUUUUUUUGGGGGGGACAAGAAUUCAAUUCCAAAUACAUUUACUAUUUUGAAUGAAUGAAUUAUGCAGCACAUUUUCGAGAUUUUUUUUUUAAACACAAAUUCAAAAAUAAAAAGUAACAAUUUGUAAGAUUCAACAA
Molecule: messenger RNA, 1749 nt
Organism: Hippocampus zosterae (dwarf seahorse)
Lineage: Eukaryota; Metazoa; Chordata; Actinopteri; Syngnathiformes; Syngnathidae
Gene: plaub
Product: plasminogen activator, urokinase b
Exons: 11
Coding region: 14-1492 (492 amino acids)
Biological process (GO): plasminogen activation; regulation of cell adhesion mediated by integrin
Molecular function (GO): serine-type endopeptidase activity
Source: RefSeq, a predicted model, not a curated record